Molecule: messenger RNA, 2016 nt
Organism: Mesocestoides corti
Lineage: Eukaryota; Metazoa; Platyhelminthes; Cestoda; Cyclophyllidea; Mesocestoididae
Source: the annotation of a GenBank genome assembly
AUGUCCGUAAGUCGUGGACCCUUCGCGCCACAGCACUUAUCGAAAGACUACUUCUUUCAAGGCGACACGACCCCAGUCACACCAAUGACCUGCAGCGUCGGAGGAAGCUGUGGAGGACAGUUUUAUUGUGUAACUAGUGCGUCUCAGGAGAUGUCUACAGCACCGUUAAGUGUGGCCGUGACUUCUGCUCCACACAUUGUCGACCCCGGAAGCGGAGUUGGUGCUCCUCCACCCAAGUACGCCAUCAGUUCCUCCCACACCGUCUAUGCGCAUCAAACCAGUGAAUCGGAUAUGAAUAUUUCUCAGUUGGAACCCUUCGCCUUAAACAAAACGUAUUACAAGAACUAUGUGGACGAUUAUUACCCCUCAUCUGCUCCUCCCGAUGCGUCCCAUUUCGUUAACAGGCCAAACGUAUCACCGCAUGACUUCAGCUGCUACUGCUCCCAGCCAACGACUGGACCGCCUUCCAGUGACUUGAGCGCCCCGGAGCCUCCCCCCGCACAAUCUUCCGCCCAAAUCAGCUUUCCUGAGCGCGCUCCGAUGAGUUGCUGCGUUCGCUCAACUUCAAGCCGUUUCGGCUUUGGGGGACGCUCGCUCAGCACCGGCCAACCUCCCCAAAUGCUCUACGAGGAGAGUUGGAAUGCUCCCAGCAGCGAAUUCUACGAACAGAGGCACUCCGACAUCCCACCAGCCCCUCACAACUGUUGUGCUCCUCUUCCAUUCAACACGCGACCCGACAUAACUUCUUUGGUGGUUGAAGAAAAUGCAGAAAAUAUUUAUUCGAUGGCUCCGAUGUCACAACACCCUCACCAGCGGCAGCAACCACCGCAAGAAGCUCACCAAAACAAUUUUUUUGAUGGUCAACACUCUGCCUCAGGGUGUGCAUGUGGCCCUCGAUUUUAUGACCUAAGCCGACGGAAGGCGCAUUCCAACUAUGGUGGGGGAACGACUUCUUACUCGACGGAGGCGGUAUAUCCGGCCGAUCCCACUCCAUGUUCUGAGAGUGAUGCAAGGGGACUUUUUAUGAAGGCCUUCAUGGAAGAUGAUGACGAUAUAAGUCAGCAGCUCCACUCAACGAACCUUGGUCCUUCUCCAGCUAAGCAAACUCAGAAUAAUUUUCAUCGACAGAGCGAUGUUAUGCAAUGCGCGCACAGCUACACUAGCCGGGGCAUCAUUGGCCCACUACGUUCGGCACAGAUUCGUAAAUUGUCACUUCGUCGAACUCCAACGCAUCAUUUGGGUGGUUUUAACGAGCCAUUCCUGUAUCCAUUUUCGGGAGAACAAACCGGGGAGCAAGUUGUCAAUGAAGAGCCCCCGGUGUUUCCUAUUACGGCCUCAGACGAUGUGCUAGCUGCAUGCACGGAGGAUUUUUCAAGCGCCUUCUCAGAGAACUUUAGUUUGGAUGACCUUAAAUUGCCACAUUUGCCUUCAUUGCAGCCAGAAUGCCCCACUCCAUUGACCUCGUACCGAGCAAAGAGUGGUUCGGCCGAGCGACCUCGGCGCGGUGGAAAAAGAGCCUCCCUACCCUGGUCCUCGCCUGAAUCUGCCUCCUCUCCAACCCUCUCCGGUUCCCGGGCCACGAACUCUCAACGCACCACGGAGGCAGCACCGACGCCUAACUCUACGAACCCUACGGCUACAGUCCGUCAAUCUCCGAAUCACUACCCCCAAGUGAACAUCCACGCUUGUCCCUACCCUGGAUGCCUUAAACGGUACUCAAAGAGCUCCCAUCUCAAGGCACAUGUUCGAACGCACACAGGCGAGAAGCCCUACGUAUGCAAAUUUCCCGAUUGCACAUGGAAGUUUGCUCGCUCUGACGAGUUGACGCGUCACAAACGGAAGCAUACUGGAGAGAAGCCAUUCGGGUGUGAGACGUGCAAUCGUCGCUUCACUCGCAGUGACCAUCUCCAGUUGCACAAGAGGACUCACGACAGCUCCCACGGCCACGCUGCUUCAUCUUCCCCACCAGCUCCAACUAUCCCCCCAACCUCAUCGUCCUCCUCGCCGCCCUGUUAG